Fraxinus pennsylvanica is the source of this 1386-nucleotide messenger RNA. Lineage: Eukaryota; Viridiplantae; Streptophyta; Magnoliopsida; Lamiales; Oleaceae. The record is from the annotation of a GenBank genome assembly.
AUGCAACACCACAACUCACAGAAGCAGAAUUUGAAGAGACAGCUACCAUUCACUUCCCCAAAGCCGCCAUUUGGAGGUGAUUACCACCGUUUCGAUGCUGAUUCUGAUCGAGGAAAACCUAAUCAGGAUGAUGAUCAAGUUGUUGUUGUGAAGACUCCUCCGCCAUUGAAGCGGAAGAAUGAUACAGCAGCCUGUGCAGUGGAAUCUGUUGAACAGAACCCGAGUCCUAACCUUGCUGGUGUCGUCAAGGGUCCUCUUCAGACACCAGGAUCAGGAAAAGUGGCAAAGGCUCAAAAAGUUCCAAGGACACCAAAGGCUAGUAAAGCUGAAUCUCAAACUCACGUGGCAAAUAUUGGUUCUCAUUCCGGCAAUAAUCUCACUCCAGUUGGUGCAUCUCGGUAUGAUAACUCCCUAGGUCUCUUAACCAAAAAGUUCAUUAAUCUGAUCAAACAUGCAGAAGAUGGUAUUCUUGAUCUAAAUAAAGCCGCUGACAGAUUAGAGGUGCAGAAAAGGCGUAUAUACGACAUAACAAAUGUCCUUGAAGGCAUUGGUCUUAUAGAAAAGAAAAUCAAAAACAGAAUCCAGUGGAAGGGUCUGGAUGUCUCGAGACCAGGGCAAGUGGAUGAGAAUCUCCCUAGCUUACAGGCAGAAGUAGCAAACUUAAAUAUGGAGGAGCGCAGAUUGGAUGAACAAAUAAGAGAAACGCAAGAGAAAUUGAGAGGCUUUAGUGAAGAUGAAAACAAUCAAAAGUGGCUUUUUGUGACUGAAGAAGACAUCAAGAGUUUACCUUGCUUUCAGAACGAAACUUUGAUAGCAGUUAAAGCUCCACAUGGCACCACUUUAGAAGUUCCAGAUCCUGAUGAGGCAAUUGAUUAUCCACAGAGGAGAUAUAGAAUAGUUCUCCGGAGCACUAUGGGACCUAUAGAUGUUUACCUUGUCAGUCAAUUUGAAGAGAAAUUUGAGGAGAUGAAUGGGGUCGAGGUGCAACCAAGCAUCCCUUCAACAUCAACACUUGAUGAGAAUACUUCUGCAACACCAGCAGCCGAGGAGAUAAGAGUAAACGAAGCUGACCUUCAAAACCUAGAAGCUCAGAGAAUGUGUUCAGACACAAGUACAUCGCAGGAUUUUGUGAGUGGAAUCUUGAAGAUUGUGCCAGACGUUGGUAACGAUUCCGAUUAUUGGUUAUUGUCGGAUGCUGAUAUAAGUAUCACUGACAUGUGGAUGACAGAUCCUGGGGUUAACUGGGAUAGCUUGAGCACAGUUCCCGAAGACUAUGCCUUGCCUAAUGUUAGCAUACCACCGGCCCAAACACUACAGCCUGAACAAACUGAAAUGCCUACUAGCACGACAGGGAGUUCAAGUGGAUUUGGUGGUGAUCCACAAUAA